AAUCCAUUAUUCUAGGUGGGGUCUGAAUAAAGUCUGAGCUGUCAGAGAGGAGAAAUCACUAAUGCUGAGAGUGAACUCAACGUCUGACAAGGACAAUUUUCUUUUUUCUUCAUUGUUGAACUAAAUCGUCCUCUGUCUGAUCAUGCAGACACAAAUAGAAUAUGAAGUAAAAACUAUAAAAAGUAAGCAUUUGAGGCUGAAUGACCUGAAACAGGAAGCCCAGGAUUCCUACUUGUACAAGAAAUAUCUGUACAAAGAAGACAUCCCUGCAUAUCCCCGACCGGAACUUCAUGUGUCUUGUCUGAAACACGACACAAACCGACAGGGUUUAUGCGGGAUCAGGGCUGACGAAGGUUUCAAGGCUCCUCAAAAACUCUCCCUGGUGUGGUGGAGUCUGGCCGUGAGGCCCGAGGAGAUCCAGUCGGCUGAGACGAGGCUCCUGGAUGAGACCUACCCAAAGCGGACGAAAGAGCAGGCCGCGAAGCAGGAGAACUUCUUGUGGAGGUUCGCCUCUUCUCCAGCCUUCAGUGAGAAGUCCAGGUAUGGCUCAUACCGCUUCACUUUCCCCGUGGAGGAGGUGCUGACCGCCUACAGGGAGCAGUUUUGCUCCGGAGCUCCGCCCAUCAUGAGGGUGUUCCAGACAAAUCUGUUCAAACAGGAAGUGGAGUACGCUGUGCUGGUCCACAGCCCGGCCAAUCAGGAGCUCUUUUCAGAGUAUCCUUUGUUUCUGUAUGAUGACCCGAACGCUGUCUGCACUUACAGAGAUGGACGUUUCGUCUGGAGACCAGAGGCCAUGUGUGAGACACACAGUUAUGAGUUGUUCCAAAGACCUGAUGAAAACCAGAUGACCGCUCGGCCCUGGAGUUGGAGGCCUCCAUUUUAUGUUUGGGAUCAUGUCGCACUCGCUCUGCAUGUGGAAAACGGACAGAUGCUGAAGUUUGAUGCUGAUCGACUGAGAGCAAACCUCACAUUCUGUGAUCAGGACAAUGUGAAACUCCCUCUUAAAUUCAACUUUGAUCGUUUCGAGGAUGCUAAAAAGGUGGUGAGACAUUUGUGGCCCAAAUCCACCCCGCUGAAGAGGGAGCCUUCGAUCUGGGGUUUCACAGAUGGACCUUUGUACUUGCCACCUGUGAUGACUUAGACCUCAGAGGGCAACAACCCAAGAUCAUGGGGCAACUUUUGCUAUGCUUUCAGACAAACAUAAGGAUCCAAGCACAGAGCCAGACACAGGAAGAGUUCACAGCAGUUAUUUGCAGUAGAGAGUUGUCUUGGUGCUCAUCAACAGUUUCCUUUCAGUUUGCCAGUGUUACUAUAAUAGAGACACUGUCCUGGAAGGAUGCUCUGUCACUCCUCCAGCUGCUCAUUACAAUGACCUACAGUAGACGUGACAGAGGUGGUGGACAGAAGAACAAGUGUUAUUGGAGGCGAGUAGAUUGAAUUCGACAGAUUGAAUUAUAGUUUCAUUCACAGGCUUCCUCUUGAAGGUGUCUGCAAACCUAUAAGCACGAGCUGAUCAAAACUUGUAGAGUUGGGGCUCUGAGCAUCUCUUCUGGCUCUUGGAGGAGGCGGAUGCAUCUCUCCCUCUCCCUCCCUUAUCUUUCCUGCUUCGGUUCUAUGUCCUCGUCUAGUCUCGUCUAACUCUAACCCACAGAGAGCCUCUGUGUCUCGGUCUUGUUCUCUAAAUCCUAAAGAAUUAUGGAUUUGAUCAACUGGUAACGUAAUGCAGUUGACACUCUCUCCUGGGUUUGGGAGAGCCUGAGUGUCCUGGAGGGACGUUCCCUGCCGGACACACGAUGGACGGGUGGCAGAAGUGGAGCAUCGUGUGCCUGGCGGGACUGUCUAUCGAGGACAUCGAAAUAUAACGGGGUUCCUGCUGAUCAGAGCUGGCUCGGCCCUGGCUUAUUGGAAAAAGAAGAAAGCGGUGACAGGUGUUCAAAACCCCACAAGGCUAGCUGCUAUAAUCGAAGGGCUGGGACAAGCUGUGAGUACUCAGACUGUUAGAAUGCAAGAAAGAUCUUGGAGAAGCUCACGGCUAUCAUCAGCUCAAACAAUCAAUCAAUCAAUCAAUCAAUCAAUCAAUCAAUCAAUCAAUCAAUCAAUCAAUCAAUCACCUCUGGUCACCAUAAGCAUUUUGCACUGCUCCUCGGGCUGAAGGAAUCUUAAAAUUUCAGAAGCACAAACCUACAACACAGGAACAAUUCAAAGUGUUUAUUUAAAGCAACAGAGCUCAACAACUGCAGUAUUUUCACCUGAGCAGGUUUCAUGGAGGAGCUCACAGGCAGGAGAGUAAUGAUAAAGUUUAAGGUUCAAAUGCCAUCAUAUCCAAACUGUGAUGAUCCCACCAGCAGCAGGAAAUACACUGUGGGAAUCAAAAAUAAGGAGACCAGAAGGGUCAGCCUGAGCCUAGAAAGAUGACUUUAAGUCUUCUCCUCUCUA
Oreochromis niloticus (Nile tilapia) is the source of this 2436-nucleotide messenger RNA. RefSeq lists its product as uncharacterized. The coding region runs from base 143 to 1141 and encodes 332 amino acids. NCBI's taxonomy places the organism in Eukaryota, Metazoa, Chordata, Actinopteri, Cichliformes, Cichlidae. The record is from RefSeq and is a predicted model, not a curated record. The transcript is spliced from 5 exons.